Messenger RNA from Liolophura sinensis, 6704 nucleotides. RefSeq names its product tyrosine-protein phosphatase non-receptor type 9-like. Bases 610 to 2709 code for a protein of 699 amino acids. The record is from RefSeq and is a predicted model, not a curated record. The transcript is spliced from 12 exons. NCBI's taxonomy places the organism in Eukaryota, Metazoa, Mollusca, Polyplacophora, Chitonida, Chitonidae. Gene Ontology annotation, molecular function: protein tyrosine phosphatase activity. Gene Ontology annotation, biological process: protein dephosphorylation.
GUGGGAGUUUUAGUGACUAGUUUAAUAUACAUGUAUAUGAUGUACCAAGUACAGAUAAACUAUUAGAUCUACUCUGGUAUAUCAUUGUAUAUCACGGGUUGAGAGCCUCCCUCACAGCUGAGUAAUGCUUUCUAUCAUCUCCUCUCAGCUCCAGUGACUAAUUUCAUGGUCCCACAGCAGCAAUUAUAUGCUCAGCUCAUUCUGAAUAUUUUAUCAGCCAUUACAUGAAGUGAUUUUGAUUGUUCUCUGUUGGACUGUUGGCGGAGCCACUGAGCUAUAUUCGUCCUGUUCAUGAGUCUAUUGCCGUCUACAAACAUGGAGGUAUUUUUGGAGCUGUUAAGACACUGUGUUUCCACUUGUUUUGUCACACAUUCCAUGGGUGAAUGGGAGGUGGUAUAAACCAGAACGUUGGGCUCAGACUUCACUUGAAGUGGUCACGGUGAUAUCCGCAUUACACCCCAGCCACUGUAAGAGAGACAGCCAGUGACACAUUGUGAAAUCGCUAAAGCACAGAUCGCUAGCAAUCCCACCGUACAUCCUUGUCAGUCGCUGAGCAUUCAGUUCUGAGCUAGUCUUGAUUCACUGUGGAAUAUUUAUUUUGUGCUUAAGAUGAUUGUCCUUCGUGAGGAAGAUUUUCAUAAGUUGGUGGAGGAGUUUACCCGUUGCCUUACUCCUCAGGGACAGGUGGCAUCGGCCAUAGAAUGGAAGACGGCUGUCAAGUUUUUGAUGGCACGCAAGUUUGAUGUGCGCCGAGCUGUCGAUUUAUAUCGAAUGCACGAGAGCAUUCGUACCAGGGAAGGGUUCCACUUGAUCAAUGCUUCAGAUGAAGAUCUCCGUAAAGAACUAGAUACUGGAAAACUCACAGUGCUGCCGAGUCGUGAUCUAAAUGGAGCAGCUAUAGCCUUGUUCACAGCCCGCCAGCACUUCCCACCUCUCUCCACCCACCAGCUUGUUCUCAAAGGACUGGUCUACCAGCUAGAUGCCGCCUUAGAAAGUGUGGAAACGCAGAGGAAUGGUCUGGUGUUUAUAUAUGAUAUGACGGAUUCUAAAUACAGUAAUUUUGAUUAUGAGCUCAGCAUCAAAAUAUUAACUAUGCUAAAGGGUGGGUAUCCAGCCAGACUAAAGAAAGUAUUAAUAGUCACCGCACCUCUCUGGUUUAAAGCACCUUUCAAAAUCCUGCGGCUCUUUGUUCGAGAGAAGUUAAGAGACAGGGUGUUUACUGUGAACAAGUCCCAGUUGCCCAAUCACAUCCCCCGAGACAGUAUUCCUGAGCACCUGGGUGGAGGUUUGAAGAUUAAUCAUAAAGCAUGGCUACAGGUCUGCUUGUUAGUGGCUGCCAAUCAGAACCCCGAUAUGGACAGCUAUUUUAUCAGCCGGGGUCUUCACGGAUCGCUACGCCAGACCAGUAUGUCAAGUGUGUCCAGUGACACGGACAAUAACGUUGUGUUCAGUGAUUUCGAGUCAGAGGGCUCACGUGAAACUGUAAGUGAAAAACACAACCACGAGGAGCGCGAAAAGGAAAUGCAUGAUGCUCUGUUCUUGAACAGUGACACUGAAAAGGAAGUGGCUGUGGAAAAAGAGGACUCACAACAUUUCAACUACAAAAGGAGCGGUCUGACAGAAGCCAGCAGGAAGCGCUCCUCAGACAGCUCCCCUUCAGACUCUUACCCCGGGGACGUUCCCCCACCCCCACUUCCCAGGAAAAAGCGCCCUCCAUCGGGGCCCAACAUUUUAGAAGACUCUAUUCAUUUGCCAGAUUCAGGAGGCAUGACUCUAGAGGAGCUUAUCAAUCACAUAAAGACAUUACGCAAGAGUGGGCUGUUCCAAGAAUAUGCAAAAAUCAAAAUGGAAGCACCCGCUGGAACGUUUAAUACUUCAAAAGCUAAGCACAACUUAGCAAAGAACCGCUACACAGAUGUGUUGUGUUUUGAUCACUCACGAGUGAUUUUACCCACGACGGAUGAUGAUCCCAGCACGGAUUACAUCAAUGCUAACUUUGUGGAUGGCUACAAACAGAAAAAUGCCUACAUCUCCACGCAAGGACCACUUCCAAAGACAUCAGGGGACUUCUGGAGGAUGGUUUGGGAUCAACAGACUCGGGUGGUCGUCAUGACAACAAAAGCAGUAGAGAGGGGACGUAUGAAGUGUGGUCAAUACUGGCCUAAUGAAGAGGAGACCGAUGACCAGUAUAGUGAAUUCCUGGUGUGCAACCGAGCAAUCGAACAAUACAGAGACUAUACAGUCACCUCUCUCAUCUUACACAAUACAAAGACGGAGGAGUCCAGGGAAGUUAUACACAUACAGUUCACAGGCUGGCCAGACUAUGGCAUACCUCACUCCGCUUCGGCUUUCCUAGACUUCCUGUUCAGCGUCAGAAAAUACCAAAGCGAAUGUACCAAGGUCAUGGGGUCAGCGUGGAAAGGUCACCCGAUGGGCCCGCCUAUUGUCGUUCAUUGUAGUGCUGGGAUAGGUAGAACAGGUACUUUCAUCACAAUGGACAUAAAUCUUCAUCGCCUUCACGAUGAAGGUGUGGUGGAUAUCCACGGGACAGUGUGCCGGAUCCGCUCCCAGAGAGCCUUCAGUAUCCAGAUGCCAGAUCAGUAUGUCUUCUGUCACUUGGCCAUAAUUGAGUAUGCUCAGGCAGAGGGCCUUCUGCUCAAUGAGGUGGACUUGGCAGGGUUUGAGAGUGACAGUGACAGCGAGGGUUAGUGCCGUGGAUAUAGGACGAAUACAGCUCACUUAGUUCGGAGUAAUCAAGGAAAGGAGCAGUGCCAUUGGCAGUGUGUUUCUCAGGAACGGAUUUCUUUGGUCACAGUGCAGCCAUCGAUCACCAUUUUGAUAUUGUACCCCCAUUUAUAUUGGUUGCUGUAAAUAAGACCGAAAUCAUUCCAUAAGCCCCUACUUGCCAUGGAUAGACCCUUAUGUGCUGAUGUCUUCACAGUCCUUUGUGUAAGAUGAACACAGAAAUUGUUAGGGCUCUACUAUGUACAUGUACACACAAUAACAUGGUGGACAUUUGAUGCAGUGUUACACCAAGGUGCUCUGAAUUUCCUGUUUGGGUUGAACUGGCACCUACAAUAUUGACAAACACCAGUAUGCAGUGGAGUAUGCAGAUCAGCUGUCACUGAAGCUUUUUUUCAGUACACUUUUACAUGAGCCUGUUUUAUACAGUAUAUAUUGCCUGUUGGAAUCGAGUCAGCUAUUGAAUUAUCAUGACACCUGAGUGAGUGAGUGAUGGAUCAUGCUGUUCAUUUAGAUUUAGAGGUCACAAUCAGUCUCAUACCAAAGCUACAGCCUUUUUAUUGGGUUAAUAAACAGGGUGUUGUUAUUAUAGGUUAGAUCUACUGCAAGCUGCAAAGUUUCCGUGUGUUCAAUUCAGCACUUGAUUUUCAGCUGUGAUUUAGACGUCUUAUUCUCAGAGCCGUACGUUAUUUUAAUACUUGCCUCUCGGCUUGAGACUACAUCUUACUUCUCAUCCUUAACAUCAUUUAUUUCCAUACACCUACCUUUAUUCUAUCUUUUUUCCAUCUUAUCUUUCCUAUGAAGUACUUCGCCUUAUUUAUUAGAUAUGGACAUAAGCUUUAAUAGAGAAAAAAAAACUGAAAUACACUAUUUUGUUUAUGUGUUACCUUUGCUUUAGCACAAGUUUGUUGUCAGUCAGUAUUCAAAUGACAUACAGUUCAGUUCAUUAGCACUGCCUGUUAGAUGUGAAUAGGUAUCCACAGGGAAUGUAUGAUUUCUCUCCCUUGCACAUGAUAAUGCUUUCUGUUUUAGUCCCGGUACACCCACUAGAUACAUGUAAUUUUUUGCAUCAACGAAAGAAAAGAACAGUGGAGUUUUCCCUGGUAUGAUUAUGGCUCUGGCCAUCAUUUGCAAAUAUUGGUGCUUCAUUUUAUUUUAUUUUAUUUUAAUCAUUUUCUUGUCAUGUAUUUAUCUUUGAAAAUUUGGAGUUGAUGUUAUGAUCUUUGACAGUAUGUGAUGGGGAAAUCAUGUAAAGCGCACAUUUAUCCAUGCAGUUUUCAGUAGUGUAGUAUAAAAAAUUUUAAGUUUGUUGACAUCUAAAUAUUUUGGCUACAGAUACGAGAUGUCCUCAAGUCAUGUAAUGCUUAAUCAUGUGGGACAAGAUUUAGAAUAAAUCCUUAGCUAUUUAGUGACCAACAUGUUCAGAUUUUUACACAUAAAAUGUGCCAUACUUAGACUUUGAUCAUUUGUGAUUUGGCCCUCAUUCGACUUUUAUUUGUUUGUGCAAAUCACAGUACAUGAAGCACUAAAUGGCUAUGACUUCAUAUGGUGGAGGGUGAGCCAGGUACUGUAAUUUUUCAACCUUUUCAACCACUAAAGCACUUUUUUCAGUUUAAUUUAUGCAAUUAAUUAUUAUGAAAAUGAUGCUUAAAUGAUUGUUUGUGUCAUUAAAGAUGCAGGCUUCAUGAAACUGUGCAGAUUAUUUGUCUACAUCCCAUAGUUCUCUCAGAAUGUUCGAAAAUAAUGUUUUAAAAGGUUGAAGAGUUACGUGGUAUUAUCUUCCAGACAAAACUAUGGAGCGAGCUGCGUACCUGUAUGACAAAGUAUAUUCUCCGAGUUAAUGUUUUAGUUUGGGAGUUAGCCAAUGACCUUCCAAAUCCCUGUUUUUCGUGACAAAAUAUUUGGCCUAUGCCCCGCUGCUUUUACAUACAUUUGUAUGCACUUAAUUUUCCUUUACAUUCUUUAUUGGUGACCAGUCCUACCUUGCAGUGUAUUUUGUCUGCAUUGGGCCUUUUCAUUGCUGUUAAAUUAUAAAUGUUUCAUGAAUAGAGGUAGAAGACAGAACCAUCUAGUAAGAUAUGUGAAAAUGUUAAGAAUGAAAAAGAAUAGGUCACCUUAUUAGAGUAGCUGUAAUAAUUAAUAUAAAGGGUGGUAUGUACUUCAUGCGAUUUUUUUAAUAUGGAGAGUUUUAAUGGCAAUUUUUGUGGUAAGUGUCUGUUCUCAGACACUUUAAAAAUGAUACUGUUUUCUGUUCUGUUGAUUAUUAGCUCAUUGUGUGAUCUGAGAGUUUUUAUAUGAAAUGUUGGUAGUAUAGCUUGCACCUGUGGAGUGUGUACGGUGUGCUGUUAAGUACUACUGUUAUUAUAGUCAGAGGGUGUGUUCAAGUGGCGUGCAAUGCAUAGAAUUUACCCGGUUGACCAAAAAAGAAGUUGUGUGGAGAAAAUGCUUUCAGUAAAUUGAAUAUGGAAAUCGAGACAUGGACGAUGGGUCUCAUCACCAUUUGUUGUAAGGUUUUCUAAACUCGUAUUGGAAAAAGGUACAAUUUGGGCAGCGUUUAUCAUCAGCAUGCAUCAAAAUGUCAAAGUUGUUAUCUGAGAGCAACUUUUGGCAUAGAAACAGUAUAUCGCUGCCCCAUAAUUACUUCACUGCUUACUUAUGCCAGUGCAUUCUGGGAAAAACUUUGGCACCAUUUUUGUUUGUUAUCUGGUUUGUGAAAAUUGUAGGUUUUCUGAAACUGCUUUAAUUUUAUCACAAGUUAACUGUUGUGUGCCAGAUCGUGUAUCAACAGCUUAGACUCCUUCCCAAACAUAGUAACGAGGUAUGAACAUGGCUUUCACCAACAAAUGUUUGGCCGCAAACGAUUGAUGGUGUAAUUAGGUUUUGGGGGGUUUGACUUUCAUGACGUCCCGUAUAUGAAAUCUUACAAUACAGCUGUACCUAUUUGGUUGUAGGAAGGGUUAAAACUUCUAUCUACACUAUCUUCUGAGUUGUAAUGUUCAGCUAUUAUUUGAGAAAUCAACUUUGAUGUGUAAAUUGGCGAAGUGUUUAGAUAUCACCUUAUCAUUUAAGCCUGUUGUGUGGGUUAAAGUGUUUUAGGGUCAGAUCUGUGAGUAGGCUAGAUCGUGUUGUUUUACUGUAGAGAUGGGUAGACCUAGCGUGCAGCGUCGCUGAUUUCAGCUUUGUUAACUGUUGUCAUUGUUUAUACUGUUAAUGGUACACUUUUUGUGUAAAACUUUAUUAGAUGGUUGCUGUUUUUUUUUUACUUAAGUAACUAUCUAAUGUUAAAUCUGGCAAAUAAGAAGAAACAGCUUUAUUAUAUUACUUUGCGCUUACUUUAGCCUCUGUUAAACCUGUCAUGCAAUUCUUAUGCUGUAUAGGUUAUGUAAAUAUCAAAUAUCCCAGAGUAUAUGUAUGCGAUUGUUUUCUUGACACAUAAAGCAUUGUAUAUAUCAUAUUAUUAUUAUUAUUAUUAUUUUGUGAUUAAUUCAUCUUGAUUUUCAUAAAUCAUUUGUAGUCGGCUGAUAAUAUUUAAUGUGUUCUUCCACAUAUUUAAGCAUGCAAACUGAAAGAUACUGUGUUACUUGGUUCUGAACUUUGUCAACAGCCGCUACUUAACAAAAUCCUUUGUAAUUAAAACUGUAUACCUGAAUUUACUGUCUUACCAUCUCAGUCCUUUGAGAAGUCUGAUUUUUCGCACAUGUACAUUUUGAUUGAUUGCGACUUUUGAAUUGAUGUCUGUCUUAUAAGAAUUAGAUUGUUAUUGAAGCUGUAUUAUUGAACAAUAUUGCUUCACUGGGAGGAAAGGUAGGCCUGUGGCGUCCUUAUUGUCACUUUUUGUGGGUCUUAGUUAACGAAACUGGUGUUGAAAAUUUACGCGGUCUAAAGUUUGUUGAAAACCCACUCUUUCUUCUACAGGUAUGGUCUGCUCGUCUAUACAUCACAAGUGGGAAUAUAUGUCAGUA